AUGGCGUCACGUCACUACUGCAUCACCUGGCAUGUAAAGUGGAGUCGGGCAACACUGCUUCGGGCAUGUGCCUUGAGGCAAACCUCAAGCGAAACUGCGGGCUUUUCCAUUUGAGCGCUUUUUGGGCCGUCUCCCUCUCGGCGUCCGCCUGCCGCAGAUCUUUUAAGGAGAUUAUUGUUUUGAUUUCGAGCCAAGCCCACAGCGGAUACGAAUCUCAUCCGGUCUUGGCAGGACUUUGGGCUGCGGGAAUGCAACCACCGUCGCCACCAGGGCGACGCAGCGAUCGGAGACGCAGACCACUGAUGCUUCAGAUGAAUGGGCUGCCCCUGAGCCGAGUUUCACUGCUCGAAGAGACGAGUAGUGACUGAAUUGACAACUGCGGCCUGCGGUCAGCUGAAUGUGCGGUGAUGUCGGCCGACAAUGCGCCUGCAGAUCCGG
Messenger RNA from Cutaneotrichosporon oleaginosum, 438 nucleotides. RefSeq lists its product as uncharacterized. The record is from RefSeq and is a predicted model, not a curated record. NCBI's taxonomy places the organism in Eukaryota, Fungi, Basidiomycota, Tremellomycetes, Trichosporonales, Trichosporonaceae.